AACUCACCAUCUUUUAGAGAGAGAUAUGUAACUCUUUCUGAUUUUUUCCCACUACAUACGCUUGUUGUCACUUGUCUUUCCCCUUUAGCAUACACCAUAUAAAAGCAGAUUGUUUUAAAGCAGAUACAGUAAUUGUUUUCCGAAAAAGAUGGAGUGGGAGGGCGACGAGAAAGAAUUGAAAGCGGCCGGAGCGGAGCUACUCACUGACGGACGGCGAGGGCUUCGAAUUCAAGGUUGGGAAAUCGAGUCUCGCAAGUGCUCCAUUCUCAACUCUGCUCAACGGGAACAAUGGGAGGAGCGACUUACAACAUCCCACUUGCCAGAGAUGAUAUUUGGGGAGAAUUCUCUGGUUCUUAAGCAUGUGACAAGUGGUGUUAAAUUUUGCUUCAAUGCAUUUGAUGCGCUGGUUGGAUGGAAGGAGGAAGGACUGCCACCUGUUGAAGUUCCAGCAGCUGCAAUAUGGAAAUUCAGAAAUAAACCCUCAAAAGAGAUGGUUCUUGAUUAUGACUAUACCUUCACAACACCAUAUGGUGGAAGUAUAAUAUUUGAAACAAAUUAUCAGUGGGAGAACUGCAAGGAGAAAAUUGAUGUGGCCACACUCGCAUUAAAGGAGCCUAUUCUAUUUUAUGAUGAGAUCGUCUUGUAUGAAGAUGAAUUAGCUGAUAAUGGAAUAUCUCUUUUGACAGUUAAAGUGAGAGUCAUGCCUAGUGGCUGGUUCCUGCUGCUGCGUUUUUGGCUUAGAGUUGAUGGGGUGCUGAUGCGGCUGAGGGAUACUCGUAUGCAUUGCACCUUUGUCGUGCCUGGAAAAUCAGUUAUUCUUCGAGAAAGCUGCUGGAGAGAAACCUCAUUUCAAUCUUUAUCUUCUAAAGGGUUACCUACUGAUUCUGCUGCAUAUAGUGAUCCGAGCAGCAGCAGUGAAAGGCUUCCGGUUAUACUGCAGAGAACCCAAAAGCUCAAUAUUUCAGAUGCCGUUGGGUUGGUACUUCCUACAAUGGAGCAUAAUAAUUGUGGGCCUCACCACGCAAGGGAUUUGCUUUCAUUGCGAUAGAAUGCGUGAACGAUUAAACAUCGGUUAAAAAAUGCACAUGAUCCCGGAGGGCUCUGAGAACGCGAGUGUAUGUACAAUUCGGGUUGGACAGUUGGAGGGGCAAAUUAGAUUUUAAGCGUGAUCUGGUUAGCUAAGGGCCUAAGGCCAUGCAUGGACAUGAUUUCGAAGUUCAGUUAUCCGGAAUUGAACACAGGUCUAUCCAUUUUGGUAUACUCUAUCUACCAGUUAAACUACGCCCUAUGCGGCUAGGCCUGAUAAGCAUAAGAGAAGAAUGUGUGUUGGAGAGAAUAAUGGCAGACAGGGUUAGGUUUAAUUUGAGUGUUUAUGCGCACUUUCAUCUUAAGUGCCUGGUAGGGUCUUGACAAUAAUGUUGGUGAAAAUGCUGCGAAAAUUAUAACAGGGGCCAGAAAAUAUUUCACAACCUUGUCUGUGAUUUUACUUCCAAAGAUGCAUGUAUGUCUUCUCUCCAUGGGUCUUAUCUGCACUCUAAUGGUGGGGGCUGUCUUUGUCAACUGCAGAUGUGCAUCAGAACCUCUUGUGUACUCUUUACUCACAUAAAGUAUUUCAUGGAAUAAUAAAUAUUCCAUCUUCUUGUUUUGACUUUGACACAUUUAUUUAAUAGUUCAUUUCAAAAGUAAAAAUGA
Molecule: messenger RNA, 1692 nt
Organism: Cuscuta europaea
Lineage: Eukaryota; Viridiplantae; Streptophyta; Magnoliopsida; Solanales; Convolvulaceae
Source: the annotation of a GenBank genome assembly